AUGGAGAAGGGGGAGGCAUGUGGUAUUUUGCAAUAUUUUGAAUACAAGCAAUUACAGGAUCCAUCAUUUGUCUAUGCAAUACAACUUGACCAAGCUAAGCUAGUUACAAAUUUGUUUUGGGCAGCUGCACAAAUGAUAGUGGAUUAUGCUCAUUUUGGUGAUAUGAAUGCUGCAAAACACCUUAGCGGUGUAUUUGAAAAGUUCAAAUCAUUUUCGCAAGACUUUAGAGGUUGUGUGUAUGAUUAUGAUGAUGUUGAUGAAUUUGAAAAUGCAUGGAAAAACAUGAUUAAUAAAUACACACUUCAAGAGAAUGAAUGGUUGCAAAGAUUGUUCCUUCGACACUUCGAGAGGGUAGUUUCUGAUAGGAGAUAUGAAGAGUUGAAAGCCGAAUUUGCAGCAACACAAAGCAUUCCAUUCAUCGCAACAAAUAUGGCAAUUUUAGAUUUUGCUUCUCGUGUGUAUACCCCACCAAUUUUUUCCAUGUUCCAAUAUGAGGUAUUGCAACAAUUAAAUUAUAAGAUUGAAGAAGAUUGUGUUGUGUUUGAAAUAACAACUAAAUAUACAGUUGGCUUGUAUGGUGUGAAUCGUCGAUACAAGGUGACUUUUGAUUCAAGUAACAAUUCAGUCAAUUGCAGCUAUAAGAACUUCAAGUUUGUUGGAUUCUUGUGCAAACAUGCUUUGAAAAUACUUGAUUAUAGACGGGUGAAAGUCUUGCCCUCGUGCCAUGUUUUGAGAAGGUGA
Nelumbo nucifera (sacred lotus) is the source of this 741-nucleotide messenger RNA. The record is from RefSeq and is a predicted model, not a curated record. NCBI's taxonomy places the organism in Eukaryota, Viridiplantae, Streptophyta, Magnoliopsida, Proteales, Nelumbonaceae.